AUGACGAUGCUUCUCCCCCCCCUCGUCCCCCUCGCCCUCCUCGGCACCAGCUUCGUCUUCGCCGUCAUCGAGCUCGGCCUCAGCGCCCACGUCGCCUCCUUCUACACCGGCGCCCACGAAGUCUACUCCUGGGGCUACACCUACACCGUCAACUACACCGUCCCGGGCAUCCUCGCCUUCCUCAUCUUCACGUCCGUGUGGACGCUGCUCGUGUGCGCCGCCGCCGUCGCGCUGCCGUGGUUCUUCCGCGCCAAGGCCGGCGCCGGCGCCAGCUCCAAGUUCAACGCGAUCCUCUCGUAUGGCCUCGCCUCGGCGUUCUUCGGGACCAUGGUGUUCUGGCUCGCGUGUUUUGCGGAUAUCGCGGCCGGGCUGGGCGGUUGGACGAGUUAUUCGGAUUAUUUGAAUGCGGUGAUUGCGUUUGCGGUGUUGUUGUGGCUGUUGUUCCUCGCGCUGUUCAUCGUCAUUGUGCUGGCUAUUUGUGGCGUCCUGGAGUCCGAUGUCCCCGGUUAUCGCUCCCUGACCAAGAAGGAGCAUGCACCUGCGCCUCCAGUGGCUGCGGAGCCUGCGCAGAUGCAGACCGUUGAGGUCUAG
This is a messenger RNA of Aspergillus clavatus NRRL 1, 591 nucleotides long. RefSeq lists its product as uncharacterized. The transcript is spliced from 2 exons. Bases 1 to 591 code for a protein of 196 amino acids. NCBI's taxonomy places the organism in Eukaryota, Fungi, Ascomycota, Eurotiomycetes, Eurotiales, Aspergillaceae. The record is from RefSeq and is a predicted model, not a curated record.